CAGUGGUUUCCAUGGUGAUGGAGCUGAAAGUGCAGGAAAUUUAAAGGCUUGGACGCUGCGAGACAGACAAACCGGUGCCAACGUGCGCGGACGCCGCCGCCGCCGCCGCCGCUGGAGUCCGCCGGGCAGAGCCGGCCGCGGAGCCCCGAGCAGGCGGAGGGAAGUGCCCCUAGGACCCGCUGGGCCAGCGGCGCUGCACAGAGCGGCAGGACGACGAGCAGAGAGAGGAGGAGGAGGGGAGAGCGGCUCGUCCACGCGCCCUGCGCCGCCGCCGGCCCGGGAAGGCAGCGAGGAGCCGGCGCCCCCCGCGCCCGCCGUCGCCCUGGAGUAAUUUCGGAUGCCCCGCCGCGGCCGCCUGCCCGCAUAGACCCGGGAGAGGAGUUGCGGCCAACUUGUGUGCCUUCUUUCCGCCCCGGUGGGAGCCGGCGCUGCGCGAAGGGCUCUCCCGGCGACUCAUGCUGCCGGCCUUGCGCCUGCCCAGCCUCGGGUGAGCCGCCUCCGGAGAGACGGGGGAGCGCGGCGGCGCCGCGGGCUCGGCGUGCUCUCCUCUGGGGACGCGGGACGAAGCAGCAGCCCCGGGCGCGCGCCGGAGGCAUGGAGCGCUGCCCCAGCCUGGGGGUCACCCUCUACGCCCUGGUGGUGGUCCUGGGGCUGCGGGCGGCACCGGCCGGCGGCCAGCACUAUCUCCACAUCCGCCCGGCUCCCAGCGACAACCUGCCCCUGGUGGACCUCAUCGAACACCCGGACCCUAUCUUUGACCCCAAAGAGAAGGAUCUGAACGAGACGCUGUUGCGCUCGCUGCUCGGGGGCCACUACGACCCGGGCUUCAUGGCCACCUCGCCCCCCGAGGACCGGCCCGGCGGGGGCGGGGGGGCGGCCGGGGGCGCCGAGGACCUGGCCGAGCUGGACCAGCUGCUGCGGCAGCGGCCGUCGGGGGCCAUGCCGAGCGAGAUCAAAGGGCUGGAGUUCUCCGAGGGCUUGGCCCCGGGCAAGAAGCAGCGCCUGAGCAAGAAGCUGCGGAGGAAGUUACAGAUGUGGCUGUGGUCGCAGACCUUCUGCCCGGUGUUGUACGCGUGGAACGACCUGGGCAGCCGCUUUUGGCCGCGCUACGUGAAGGUGGGCAGCUGCUUCAGUAAGCGCUCGUGCUCCGUGCCCGAGGGCAUGGUGUGCAAGCCGUCCAAGUCCGUGCACCUCACGGUGCUGCGGUGGCGCUGUCAGCGGCGCGGGGGCCAGCGCUGCGGCUGGAUUCCCAUCCAGUACCCCAUCAUUUCCGAGUGCAAGUGCUCGUGUUAGGACUCGGGGUCCCCUUCCCGCACCCGGACAACUGAUGAUACCCCACCGACGCCCUCCCCCCCCGCCCCCCGCACCGUCUCCAACCAGUCCACCACCCUCUCGAGAGGGGAUUCAAUGAACUUUUUUUUUUUCUGGCUACAGAGACCUAGCUUUCUGGUUCAUGUAAUGCACUGUUUAACUGUGUAGGAAUGUAUAUGUGUGUGUAUAUACGGUCCCAGUUUUAAUUUACUUAUUAAAAGGUCAGUAUUAUACGUUAAAAGUUACCGGCUUCUACUGUAUUUUUAAAAAAAAUAAGCAAAAGGAAAAAAAAGAACAGAGAAAAGAGAGACUUAUUCUGGUUGUUGCUAAUAAUGUUAACCUGCUAUUUAUAUUCCAGUGCCCUUCGCAUGGCGAAGCAGGGGGGAAAAGUUAUUUUUUCUUAAAGUACAAAGAGAGGGGAGAACUUUUGUAGAAGGACUUUUAAAAAGCUAUUUUCCAUUCUUCGGAAAGUGUUUUGGUUUUCCUUGGACCUCGAAGAAGCUAUAGAGUUCAAUGUUAUUUUACAGUUAUUGUAAAUAUAGAGAACAAAUGGAAUGACUAAUCAUUGUAAAUUAAGAGUAUCUGCUAUUUAUUCUUUAUAAUAUCCCGUGUAGUAAAUGAGAAAGAAAUGCAGAGCAGGAUUAAAGAAAACCACUAAAACCGA
Molecule: messenger RNA, 1975 nt
Organism: Acinonyx jubatus (cheetah)
Lineage: Eukaryota; Metazoa; Chordata; Mammalia; Carnivora; Felidae
Gene: NOG
Product: noggin
Exons: 1
Coding region: 595-1293 (232 amino acids)
Biological process (GO): osteoblast differentiation; dorsal/ventral pattern formation; negative regulation of cell differentiation
Source: RefSeq, a predicted model, not a curated record